UGCGGAUCGUCAGCGGAUUAAAAAAGUGAAAAGUGAAACUUCUGGCAAUUGAAAAGCAAUCACUUCCAAAUUCUAAAACACAAAACUUUGAAGUAUUUUUCAAAAUUCGAAGCAAGAUGCUGUUCCAAACAGCCCGAAUCGAUCAUUCGGCUGAGCAAAAAUUUAAAAUCAAACAACUUAGGCAGCUGGUGGAGAGGUGCGAGGACCUGAGAGUGGGCACGGAGGACCCGCUGCUAACCAAAUUCCUUCACUACACCCGUUGGGACACCAAAAAGGCCUACCAGGCGAUCCAUGCCUACUAUGACUUCAAGAAACGCCACCCCACUUGGGUGGCCCGCCAUCCCAUCGAGCACUAUCGCCAGCUCUUCUACGGCACCCACUGUCGCUAUGUUAUGCCCCAGGUGGAUCGCCACGGAAGGGUUCUGGUGGUCUUCAAGACGGUGGACGGAUUCCAGGAGUAUCCGGACUACCUGCAGAGCCUCGUCGAGAUGGACGACCUGAUCUUUGAGUCGCUGCUGCUGUUGCCGCGAGUCCAGGAAAAUGGCAUCACGGUCAUUUGCGAUUUGCAAGGAACAAACCGGAAUUUUCUGCGACAAUUUUCGCCUGCCUUUAUGAAGCUAGUAAAUGAAAAAAACGGAGUCCUGCCUUUCAGUCAGCGCAUCGUGCACAUAAUCCAAAGAGGUUUUCUUAUGCACGUGACCUCCACGCUUUUUAUGCCCUUUAUGAACAAGGAGUUCAAAGAAAGGAUCUUCACUCACGAUGGGCGGCAUCUCAGCAAAUUGCGUGAAAUGGUUGGCUUCGAAAGUCUGCCGGCGGAAUAUGGAGGUCCUGCCACAAAUGUCCUGGAUACGAAUUUGAUUUUCAAUCAUAUAAGCCAAAAUGCGGAGUACCUGGAGAAGCUGCAGACCUACGAAAAGCUAUAGGAUUAUCAUAAAUUAAAAUAUUUAAGCUGAAUUCUAAACAUCAUCCAAAUACAUAUUCAUAUUUUUAA
Molecule: messenger RNA, 991 nt
Organism: Drosophila ficusphila
Lineage: Eukaryota; Metazoa; Arthropoda; Insecta; Diptera; Drosophilidae
Exons: 4
Coding region: 117-923 (268 amino acids)
Cellular component (GO): membrane
Molecular function (GO): phosphatidylinositol bisphosphate binding
Source: RefSeq, a predicted model, not a curated record